Poecilia latipinna (sailfin molly) is the source of this 1176-nucleotide messenger RNA. RefSeq names its product angiopoietin-related protein 5-like. The record is from RefSeq and is a predicted model, not a curated record. Gene Ontology annotation, cellular component: fibrinogen complex. NCBI's taxonomy places the organism in Eukaryota, Metazoa, Chordata, Actinopteri, Cyprinodontiformes, Poeciliidae. Bases 106 to 906 code for a protein of 266 amino acids. Gene Ontology annotation, molecular function: extracellular matrix structural constituent; protein-macromolecule adaptor activity. The transcript has 7 exons. Gene Ontology annotation, biological process: fibrinolysis; blood coagulation; positive regulation of heterotypic cell-cell adhesion.
AUUACACUUAUGGGAAGUGGGGAAGGAGGUGUGGCAGUGUAGUCUGUUGUAUAAAGGAGCUGGCUCUGUUGUACAGUGUGAGCUGGGGUGCAAGGUCCAACCGACAUGCAGGUCAAAAUGAAGAGUCUCGGUUAUCGUGCUCUCAUAUUCACGCUUCUGUUGAGCUACUCAGUCCAGGCUGCGAAAAAGCGGAAAGCCCUCAAAUCUCAAGGUACAGACUGCACACAGAUCAGAAGUCAGUCUCCAGAUGCCCCCAGUGGAGUCUACGUAAUCCAGCCUAAGGGACUCAAUAUCCGCUUCAAGGUGUACUGUGAGAUGAACUCAGAUGGAGGCUGGACGGUGUUUCAGAGGCGCAGUGGAGGCUCUGUAUCUUUUGACAGAAAAUGGGCAGCAUAUAAGAAUGGAUUUGGAAACCUGACACAGGAUCACUGGCUGGGUCUGAAGAAGGUUUUCGCAUUGACAAAGAACCAAUCCAAGAAGUGGAUCUUGAGGGUGGACCUGUGGGACCACGAAGGUGGCACUGCUUUUGCCGAGUACAAGAACUUCAGACUGGGAAAUGAGAAAACGGCUUUCAAACUCCACGUUGGGAAAUACAGCGGAGAUGCAGGUGACGCCAUCCGUGGAGCCUAUAAGGGCAUUGACCAGAACGGCUUUGGAUUCAGCACCGUUGACCGCGACAAUGACGGCUGCUCUCCGUGCCUUUUUGGAGACAUUGCUGAAACAAAAUGCUCCCUUUCGGAAGGAGGCGGUUGGUGGUACAGCCAGUGUGGCUCUGCCAGCCUCAAUGGUAACUGGCACCCUUCUGGGGAACACAUCGGCUGGGCUUCUGGUCUCCACUGGCUCACCUGGAAACCACCCGCCCCUUAUUCAGCCAAAGCCACAAGAAUGAUGAUCAAGUCCAUGUGAGGGAGAAUGUAGGAACCUUGGCCUUCAUUUUUGAUCCCUGGGUGAUGUCAAUAUGUUGCUUCAAAAUCACACUAUGAUGUUACAUCUUUCUAUUGGUUACAGUCAAAUUUGCUUCUUUGCUUUACUUUUAUACUCACGUAGUUUAUUACUUUUCAUUAUUUUUCUUUUACUUUGUAGCUGAGUUGAAUGUUACCAACAUAGUUUGUUUCUUGACUGAUGUAUUUCACCUGGAAGUUGAAGUAUUUUGGAAAUAAAUUCUUACAAUUUGGA